Messenger RNA from Truncatella angustata, 1015 nucleotides. RefSeq lists its product as uncharacterized. Bases 237 to 857 code for a protein of 206 amino acids. NCBI's taxonomy places the organism in Eukaryota, Fungi, Ascomycota, Sordariomycetes, Amphisphaeriales, Sporocadaceae. The record is from RefSeq and is a predicted model, not a curated record. The transcript has 2 exons.
CCCUGCCUCCCAGCGUCGAAGCUUGUUUUGGGUUGUUUUAGGGGGGUUCGUCUGAACAGAGUACGAAGUCUUGCCACUUUCGAAUUGCCAGCGACGUUUCAGCGCAUAAGCCAGAACUCAAUUGGGGCCCAGGCUCGUGUCCAUAAGGUGGUGAGUACCGCAAUCGUUAUCGUACAUUGUUAUUCAAGAUCAUAUUCGGCGUUUCGCGGCACACGUUCGCCGCCAUACAACACCACAUGGCCCUUCUUGCACUCAGUACUCUCGGCCUGCUCGUGAUAAACUCCAUACCUACCGUGAUUGGGGUUGCAGAAGCUAUCGACGCUCAGAAGAAGCAGAAUCAGCAGGCCAAAGAACGGAUCAAGUUCAAUCUCACUGCAAAAUUUUCCGUUGACGGCAAGUCGCCGAUACAAGAAGCUGCCGUCGUUUUCAAAGACAACAAGUUAUACUUGGAUCACCCCGCGCGUCCCGUAUCUGGCUUCAAGUUCAACGGUUUCUACUUCCCUUACCCAUCUGAUGAAAAGCAUCAGGGUCUUGUCUCCAUGGCAGCGGCUGAUCCACCAACGCUCCACUGGAUCUAUGCACAGAAGGAGACCGGGGAGCUACGUCAUGGCAGCCGCAGUGAUACGGCAGGACAUAUCAUCGGUCCCUUCAACUGGUCCGAGGAUGAAGAAUGGCUUGUAUUAGAAGAGUGUCCUUAUUUUCUAGCAGUUGAGGGUACAGAUGGCGCCUGGUCCAUCUAUCACGACAAGACGAAAAUGCUUAAACAGAAACUCGCACCGCUGAAAGUUUUAGAUAUCAGCUUACACCGUGACCUUCAGCUGGGUGUAAGUAGCACAAUGGUUGGUGGGGACAAAUAAUGGGUGGUAGUCUGGCUUUUCUUAUUUUGAUAGUUCAAGCGUAGGAGUUGGACUGACUCGGGUUCCAAACAAUCCCUUAGAUACAAAGCACUGAAGGCAACGAUACAUCAAGUGACUUCUAUCGCCUGAUCCACAAGCGUUGGAAACAGGGAAUGGUA